Molecule: messenger RNA, 3469 nt
Organism: Paramacrobiotus metropolitanus
Lineage: Eukaryota; Metazoa; Tardigrada; Eutardigrada; Parachela; Macrobiotidae
Product: dual specificity calcium/calmodulin-dependent 3',5'-cyclic nucleotide phosphodiesterase 1A-like
Exons: 14
Coding region: 797-3088 (763 amino acids)
Biological process (GO): signal transduction
Molecular function (GO): 3',5'-cyclic-nucleotide phosphodiesterase activity
Source: RefSeq, a predicted model, not a curated record
AGUGUUUCCUGUUUAUGCAAUAUACUGACUGGUGGGUUCAGUUCGGGGUUUCGUGUGUGUGCGUUUAGGAUGAAAGAAUAAUCAGCAGCGGCCUACUCGAACUGCAAUCUCCCCGGCCCAUUCCCCAUGCACCAGGCGUUGGUAAUUCAAGCGUUAUAGCGGUCUCCGGACCACGUUGUGUGUUGUAUGUAGUAUACGCUGAAAUAUACGUAUAAUGGCGUCUGCGCAGUAUAGACAGGAACAAUCCCGGAUUCCUGUAACACGUACGCUUAGCCGCACAGAUCUAACUUGACACCAAUUACCAUUCCCCUUUGAGGGAAGGCAACAUAAGUACUUUGACUGCAAGCCCAGCUAUUGAUGCAAUUGUGCUGGCUUGUUAUGCCUAUCAUAAUCCGUCGAUGGGCUACGUAAAUAGCUCCAGAUGUGUAUGUGGGAGAAACAGUUUUGAGCACCCGCGUUGCCAUUAAAUUUUUGUAUAUGAAACCCUACAAUUAGGAUAUAUGUAUAGAAAGUGACCAGUGUGUUUUCAAAUCUUCGGGCUGCGUCAUCCUGACAACGUCAUGUCAAACCAUUAGUGAAUACUGCUGUUCUGUGUAUACGGUGCGUCUCGUGCAAGUUAAAUACAUGGUGAGCGUAUAUGUCUCCUAAAAUUUGUAAUUGAUGUGCACAAAGGAUAUUUUAUCUGCCGAAUCCAGAGGCGUGAAAAUAGUCGGAAUAAGUUCCGCCUACCGGAUUGUGGGACUUGCGUUUGUAUGAACCUGACCUUAUCUAGAUAAAUGAUUCACUGGAUGUAUUAAUGGAUACCGGGCAGAAUGAUGAUACUGUCAAGCCGCUAACCCGCAAAAAGUCAGCUGCCACCAGUGCGGUAGUCUGUGUUGAUGGAUAUCAAUAUAAAAUUGUCGCAAACACGCCGGAAAAACUUCGCCAAGCAGAUAGCGCUCCACCUGGGACGACAUCCGUUCCCGAAGUUGUUACUUCGGCGGCCAACAGCACUGUCCAAGGGACUGCUGCUCCUCCCGUCCAAAAUCCUCCUCAAAGGCAACCUCCAGCGCCACUAAAAAGUAAUUCCGCUAAUUCUGUGCUGCGUCAGCGGAAAUCAUCGGCGUAUUCUAGUGCAAAUGGAGCCGCCGAUGGAGCCUUUAAUGUGGCGAAGCCGUUAGAUACUAACGUUGAUGCAGUUGAUUUGACAAUGAAGGAUAUACCUUCCUGCGAUACGCCUGAAGGGAUUCAGGCCGCUGUUUUAAGAUUACGGCAUAUGGUGAAAGUGCUUGUGGACAAGCCGAAAGAUGAGGUCCCAGUUGAAGAUUUCAAGGCAAAUCUUGAGUUUGCCGCCAAAGUUCUGGAGCAUUGCUACGCGGAGGAGCAGAGGCUCCCGCUGUCUGAGUCUCCCAGCUGUUCACCCCGCCAUGGCAGAUCUUCUAAUAAUCACAAAAAACAUGAUACUCUUCAGUUGCCUGCUGGCUCUGGCUCGGGAUCGCUUACUGAUCUUAGGCCAAGCUCACCCAUCAACUCCUGUGAUUCUCUUUUUAGCUUCGCUGCAAUGGUCAAAAAACGAAAAAAAGACCCCAGCUCGUCAAGAAGGCUGAAUGAAGAGGACGAAGAUGAACUGUCGGAUGUGGAGCCACAUGCCGUGCCCAAUGAAGUGCGCGAGUGGCUCGCGUCAACAUUCACGCGAAAAUUAAGCGUAGUGAAACGUCCCAGUGAGAAGCCAAAAUUUCGAAGCGUCGCCAAUGCAAUCCGAGCCGGGAUUUUUGUUGAACGAAUCUACAGAAGGAUGUCCAGCUCGCAAGUGCUUCAUAUUCCACCCAAGAUCGUCAUGCAACUCCGGACUAUUGAUGAAUGGACGUUCGAUGUUUUCGCGCUAAAUGAUGCGUCCAGCGGUCAAUCAUUGCGAUAUGUUGCCAAUGAAGUCUUAACGCGAUACGACAUGUUGACUAAAUUCAAAAUUUCGAAUUACGCCAUGGAAAAUUACAUGAUUGCUGUGGAAGCAGGAUACAGCAAGAAUAACAAUCCCUACCAUAAUUUGAUCCAUGCGGCGGAUGUGACGCAGACUAUGCAUUGGUUUUUAUACCAGACGGGCUUAGCGCACUGGUUAUCCGAUUUGGAAAUUUUUGCUAGCUUGAUUGGGGCUAUUAUUCAUGACUAUGAACAUACCGGAACGACUAACAAUUUCCACGUGCAGUCACGAUCGAAUCUGGCUAUGCUGUACAAUGAUCGAUCGGUUCUAGAAAACUACCACCUAAGUGCAUCGUUUGCCUUAAUGCAGAAGGAUGAGCAUAAUAUUCUUGCCAAUUUAACCAAAGAAGAAUACAGAGAAUUUCGCUCACUGGUUAUCGACAUGGUUUUAGCCACCGAUAUGAGCAUACACUUUCAGCAGAUCAAAAACAUGAAGUCGCUUUUAAGUAUGCCGGAAAGCAUCGACAAAUCCAAAGCCCUCCAGCUGGUCCUGCAUGCUUGCGAUAUCAGUCACCCCGCCAAGCCCUGGGAUCUGCAUUACAAAUGGACAAUCGGUGUACUGGAAGAGUUUUUCCAGCAGGGCGAUCGCGAAAAAGAACUGGGUCUACCGUUCUCUCCUUUGUGCGACCGGCAAACCACUGUGAUUCCGCAGUCUCAAAUCGGUUUUAUCGAUUUCAUCGUUGAGCCCAGCAUGACCAUAAUGGCGGAUAUGCUGGAAAAAAUCCUCCGACCCCUACAGGGCGAUGAUGGAGAGGAUGCCGAACCGGUGGAGGUCAUCAACGCCAACCUCGCCGCGGAUCGACCGAAAACAGCGCCGCCCAUACGCAGUGCGUCGGAGGGCGUCAAUAUGCUUGCCCACAAAAAUGCCGUCUGGAGACAUACGGCCGCCAAGGCCAGCCAUGAAAUUAAAAAACCAUGGCUCUUUCAUUUCACCGAUAAUAAAACGAAAUGGAGGGACGAAGCCAUUCAAGCUGACGCGGAGCGCCGGUUGCGAUUCAAAAAAGAUAGCCCAGAGGUGGAAACGGAUGCGAACAAGAACAUCAUUCACGAGGAAGAAGAAAAACUUGAUCAUUCUCAUCAUCAAACAACCGUUGCAAGCACACCCAAUCCCUCCAUGCCCAGUGCCAGUUAGCACACAGUGAUUAAAUUUCCAAAAUAAUUUUGGUCCACUAAUUUGUUAAUCUAGAAGAGAAAAGGGAUCUUGACGAAAUAAUUGUGGAUAGAGAUAUUUUUGGUUCUUGCUGUUACGUAUAUGACUGCGUAAUUUGCCAAAAUGUAUACAGGUAUCUCAAUACGAAACUUUCCAUUUAAAGUAGUGAUAGAACGGACGAUGGUCGAAAAAGCACUAGCUAGUACAUUCUUAUUGUUAUGUCAGAGUAGUUUAAUAAUUUAUGUUUUCAGUAUGUAUAAUAGUUACAGUAAUCACUUAUAUGGUGACCAUUUUAAAUGUAAUUAUAUUGGUAAUAAACGAAUACCAAGAGUUUAUAGCAAUCAGCAACCUGUAAAAGUCAUC